This is a messenger RNA of Fundulus heteroclitus (mummichog), 4046 nucleotides long. RefSeq names its product transmembrane protein 272-like. The coding region runs from base 2724 to 3311 and encodes 195 amino acids. Lineage: Eukaryota; Metazoa; Chordata; Actinopteri; Cyprinodontiformes; Fundulidae. The transcript is spliced from 7 exons. The record is from RefSeq and is a predicted model, not a curated record.
CUAUGUCCGCAGCUGCUGCUCUCCGUCCGUCACAGUUGCUUUCCCUCUGCCAAUGUAGUUAGUUUUCUGUGCUGGGAGCUGUGUCCACUGAUUUGUCCGCCUUGCUGGUGUUUUAAAGGUGCAUUAAAGGUGCAGUGACCAGACUUCUGCCUCCUGUGUCCCUGUAUACUAUUCUGGCGGCCAUUUGGAACCUGCUACACAUUGCACAAAGCCAAGGACCACGGAUCUGUCCGCUAACUGGGAGACAGCGAAUGGCCUGGAUAGCAGACGGCCAAACCUUCUUUUCAACACCAUCCCCCCAACACAUGUUGGUGUCUUCAUGCCAUUUUUAGACUGGUUCUUCACUCCCUGUAGCUGAGGGACGUUCCACUCAAGCGCUGAGUUAUUCUGCAGGUGGCCAGGUGGAGUCUGCUCAUUGCACCUGCAUGGCUGCUGUGACUGAAUCCUAUUCACAUGUUGUACCAAUGUUCUUCAAGAUUAAUGUAGCCGUGAGAAUGAGGGGCUUAAAAACAUGCACUUAGGAGGCAGCAUACUGGACUCAAGGAUGGAGGAACCUUUGGAUUUACUCCUCUGUUCAUCAAGCGGGAAAAAUCUUUUGUACUGCUAAAUCUUUUUAUGUUUUGUAUCUGGACAUGAUUUUUAGCCUCCAUUUUUUUGUCUUUACAUUAUCUUGGUUUGCACAUAGUAUAUAUCCUCUUUACCUCAUUAACAAAGCUAUUGGUCUGGGUUUGCACAUUUUUCUUUGGUAUCUCAUUGGCAGGGUUAGAGUAGAAUGAAAAUACCUUUAUUGUCCCACAAUGGGGAAAUUCAAAUUUGACAAUGACAGCAACAAGUAGACAGAAGACACCGGAUUUACACACAAGAUUAAUUAAAACUGAGAGAACUGGUCGUCUAGUUGGAUUAAGUGGUUUAGAGUUGCAAGGCACAGGGUUUGCAUUCCUGUAAAAGAACACAGAUACAGAUGUCCAAUGUAUGGCUGAUUUAUUUGCUGUGGUUUGUAAUAACAAUUAAGGUUGUCAAAAGUAUUGAUACUCUGAAAAGAAAAAACACUGCAUCCAGAACUAAUAUUAACUUGGCAUAGUAUCGAUAUGCUAAAUGUUUUAGCAUGAGGCAAACGAAGAAGGGAAACCCAAAGAUUGUGACAAGCCUGUGUGCAAACAGUGCUUUAAAGAGGUGGCACGAAGUCAAGCAGCUCAAUAAACUUGGCCAAACAUCUCAACAGUCAACACCCUUACAGGUUAUUAAAUUAAAGUUCCUGUUCAUGAUAUAAUACAUCAAACAUAUUAUUGAUGUUAGCUUGACCAGCGGUCCACAUUAAUGUUGUGUGAUUAGCUGUGGCUAGCAUGCUACUAGGCAUGUGUUAUAUUUGGGUUAUUUAUUUAGCAUUUAUGUGCACACUUAUUUAACUAGCAUCUGUGUCUGUUGAGAAAGCAUGUUCCAUGUUUUUCAUGCUAAUAAAAUAUUUGUAUGUCUUUAAUUAUUUGUCUUUUUUCCCUCUGUAGUAUUCCCUUAAUUGGCUUCCUGUUAAAUCAAGAAUAGAAUUUAAAAUUCUCCUUCUCAUAUAUAAAACCCUUAAUGAUCAAGCUCCAUCAUUGAGAUCUAAUUGCCCCACUUUGCUCUCAGACUGCAGGUCUGCUGGUGAUUCCCAGAGACUCUAAAAGCAGAGCUAUUUAGUUAUCAGGCACCUCUCCCAGUUUUCUGCCCGUGAGGUAGACACCCUGUCUACUUUUAAGACUAGGAUAACCCUGGGCUCACACUGAAUACGGUGCAGUUACGGUUGCAGCGCCGCAAGGAACCGAAUCAGUGUGAACACUCACAGUUUUUCUGCAAAAAAUUCCUCAAAAAGGAAGUUUGACCAGAUGCCACAGCAGUUCCCGGAUCAAGCUCCUGAAUUUUACGGGCCAAACAGGAAACGUCGGGGGCUAGACAGGAUAAAGUUCUGGUGAAUGUAGGAAUAAAAUAACUGCACCAACUUACGCUAUCUUAACUAGUGUAAAAACAAAACAUCAACAUGGAAACAGGGAAGCUUUUGGCGGAUGAAAUAAGAUAAUUAUGCGCACUGAUAAGUUUUGCCCUAAGAAAUUAAAACCAUGGCUGUUUUUUAAUAAUUUAUGAGGGAUAGCAACAGAAAGAACCACAUGAACCUAUGUUCUCGCCAGCGUGUGAUUGGGGGUCUGCGGCAAACCUGAUCUGGAUCAGGACCGUAACCUGCACCGUAGUCGACGUGAGCUCCGGGUUAGGAGGGCUUGAAUUGUUAAUAGGAAUUUUUUUAACUCGGAAAAAAAAGGUCCCAUUUUAAAUUGUCAAUUCUUUUGCAAAAAGAUUCUCCAUUAUUGGAAAUUGAUAUACAAACAUAAUGUUUCUACUCACAACUCAACCUUAUGAAAUAAAAGGGAGGAAUUCCCCUUAUAUGAAACUGUGGUAUGAAGAAAAUAUUUUGUUUGUAAAUGAUCUAUUGGACUCCAGCAGAAACCCGUUAUAAAGCAUUUUCUAAUAAAUCUAAUCUAACCCCUUAAGCCCAGAGGGGGUGUAGGAGCAAUUUGUUUCAACCUUUCUAUUUACAAUAACUAGAGUUGUUUUCCUGGAAAUAAGGUACUGCCACACAAACACCACAAAAGACUUCUUGACCUUUUUGAGCCAUUUUGUCAUCAGGUCGUCAGUGAUAUCCGUCAGGUUCGCGAUUCUUUGUCGCCCUCUCCAGGUGAGCACCAUCGUCACUGAAAAUGGAAGGAAUACGGGAAAGAAUACAGAGAAGAAUACAGGAAAAAAUACCCAUUUCUUCUGAAAUUGAAGUGCCCUCACUGGGAUGUUCAAUGCUGUUUAACUUUAUCACGCCCAUCCUUCAGAUUUCAGUGGGCGCGGUAUACUUGGACGAGUGUCCGAUCCAGGAGAAGAUCCCCAUCUUCCUGAUUACGUUUGGUGUCAUUCAAUUGAUGCUCAAUUUCACGACUUGCCUGUCCUGCAAGGAUUCUAAAAACGACACCCUGUUGAAGCUGAGACGGGGCUGUACCGUCUUGAAAUCCAUAACGACCCUGUUCCUCUUCUGUUGGUUCAUCGCUGGUAACGUUUGGGUUUACUCCGUUUACCAGCCCAGCUACAGCAAGAACGCUACGGAUGUGAGCUCCUACUGCAACAAGACGCUCUACCUGGUCGCCUUGUGGACCGUCACGGCUGUCUACAUCAUACUGGGUCUGAUACUUCUCCUUCUGUUAAUCGGCUGCUGCGUCCUCUCCUGCCUUUUAUCGUGCGAUUCCGACAACCACAACACCUCUGACGACGACGACAACAACACCCGUGGCGACAACCCCUGAGAGACUCUGCAGAGAAAAUCUAAACCAGGGUCCCUCUGAACCGAUGAUCGCGCAUCAGCUGCUGAAUCUCCAGGCCUUUUUCUUUUUCUUCUUCUUCCUGCUGUCGGUGAAAGUGGAUGUUGUUCUUCCCCUCUCCCUCCCCGUGUCUUCCCUGCUUCUGCUCUCUGCCGUGUGUUGCUUUUUAAAUCUGUUGGAGCCUCUCUUUACACAUCUUCCAAAUAGUAAAUGAUGGAUCUGGUGGGAGGGAAUAGAUCUUGGAAAAGUUGGAAGCUUGACAACAAGUUUGGCUGUUUGGAUUGCCACUGAGAAGGACCAGAGAGAUUUUAAGGCAGACAUAAAAUGAAUAAGAAUCAGCCUACCCCCAAAACAAUAUCUGUCAUCUGAACUGACUCCUCCGUGUCAUGGCCCCUUUAACUGAAAUGGCUUCAGUGAGACUCGUCUUGUAAAGUCGGAGGAAAGUUUGCCUCAAUCCAAACUGUCAGCUGUCUGACUUAAAAUGGGCUGAACUUGCAAGAACUAGAUUUCAUCUUAAUUUUUACCUAAUUGUGCAAUAUUUACUCCGGUAUUACUAUUUACUUUGUUAUCUUCUAUUCUUGGCAUUUCUUUAGAACUAACUUUAGAUUAGACUGGUCUGUUCUUUCUUCUUCUUCUUUCUCAUUGCUAAUAUUUGUGUGUCUUUGACUCGGUCGCACACGGAUUUCCCCACUGUGGGACAAUAAAGGCAUACUUAUCUUA